AUGACAGAUUACAAAGAAGAACAGGCCAGUGAAAUUGAGGCCUUGCAAUCUAUAUAUUCUGAUGAACUGGAAAUAACUGAAGUUGAUCCAUAUCAUGUGUUUUCUUUGGAGAUAUCGUCUGCUGCAGGAGAUGAACACCAGGAUGACACAAUCACCUGUACCUUAGAAUUCACUUACACAGAAAAAUACCCAGAUGAACCUCCUGUCAUUGAAGUAACAGAUAGUGAAAAUUUAGAUUUUGACCAAACAAAAGAAUUAAACAAAUUUAUCAGGGAACAGGUUGAAGAAAAUCUAGGUAUGGUAAUGGUCUUUACAAUAGUUUCUGCUGCUCAAGAAAAAUUGGCAUGUAUGAUAGAAGAAGCUAAAGAGUUAGAAGAAAGAGAAAAAGAGAGAAAAUUAAAAGAAGAAGAAGAAGUAGCCUUUAAAAAAUUUGAAGGAACCCGAGUGACAAUAGAAAAUUUCAUAGCAUGGAAAAAGAAAUUUGAUGCAGAGAUGGCAGAAUUAAAGAAUUUAAAACAAAAUUCAGAGCCAACAUCAAAGAAAAAGACAGGUAAACAAUUAUUUUUAGAAGACAAGUCACUGAACGAUUCAGAUGUCAACUUUUCAGAAGAUGCUGCAGUAGAAGUUGAUGAAUCAUUAUUUCAAGAUAUGGAAGAUUUAGAUAUAGAUGAGGAAGAA
Lottia gigantea (owl limpet) is the source of this 678-nucleotide messenger RNA. RefSeq lists its product as hypothetical. The annotation marks the transcript as partial. The record is from RefSeq and is a predicted model, not a curated record. Lineage: Eukaryota; Metazoa; Mollusca; Gastropoda; Lottiidae. The transcript is spliced from 7 exons. Gene Ontology annotation, biological process: cytoplasmic translation. Gene Ontology annotation, molecular function: protein binding.